Telopea speciosissima is the source of this 1954-nucleotide messenger RNA. RefSeq names its product D-2-hydroxyglutarate dehydrogenase, mitochondrial. Gene Ontology annotation, molecular function: catalytic activity; FAD binding. The transcript has 15 exons. Gene Ontology annotation, cellular component: mitochondrion. The coding region runs from base 63 to 1775 and encodes 570 amino acids. Lineage: Eukaryota; Viridiplantae; Streptophyta; Magnoliopsida; Proteales; Proteaceae. The record is from RefSeq and is a predicted model, not a curated record.
CACCUUAAAGACAAGUUAAAGAGGACUCCAACAAUGUCCGAAGCUGCUUACGGAUUACAACAAUGGAGAAAUGGCGAAUCAUUUCACGUCGCCUCCUCAGGCACUCUCCGAGAAUUAUACCUGGGACUUCUCCAAGACCUGGUUUCGAGGGAUCAAUCCAACGUUCAGGUUCCAAGGAUAAUCUCGGAAGAGCAGAACGAUAUUUUCAAAAUGAAAAGCAGAACGUUGAAACAUAUUCCCGUCCUUUAAGAGAUUCCGUUGGAAACCUUCAAAAAUUUCCGGCAAGAAAGUUGUACAAAACUUACGGAAUCCAUUGUCGUUCCUUUGCUUCGGGGGCUGCGAGAGUUCAGAGGAACCCUUCAUUUUCAACGAUAAAUUCUGAUGACAUUGCCUAUUUUAAAGAGAUAUUGGGGGAGAAAAAUGUCAUUCAAGACGAAGAUAGGCUGUUAACAGCAAAUGAGGAUUGGAUGCGGAAAUAUAAGGGCUCGAGCAAGGUUUUGCUACAGCCUAGGAGCACUGAGGAGGUGUCUCAGAUUCUUAAAUAUUGUAAUUCCAGAUGCUUGGCUGUUGUCCCACAGGGUGGGAAUACUGGUCUUGUAGGUGGAAGUGUGCCUGUUUUUGACGAGGUGAUUGUCAAUGUUGGUUCCAUGAAUAACAUCAUUUCUUUUGAUGAGGUCAGUGGCAUACUAGUGUGUGAAGCAGGAUGCAUAUUGGAGAAUCUGGAUUCGUUUCUGGUUAAGCAGGGGUUUUUGAUGCCACUUGACUUGGGUGCAAAAGGAAGUUGUCAAAUUGGUGGAAAUAUUUCUACCAAUGCUGGUGGUUUGCACUUUGUACGUUACGGAUCACUCCACGGAAAUGUCCUUGGUCUUGAAGCUGUCCUAGCAAAUGGUACAGUGCUUGACAUGCUUGGGACUUUACGAAAAGAUAAUACAGGAUAUGAUUUGAAACAGUUAUUUAUAGGAAGUGAAGGAUCCUUGGGAAUUGUAACUAAGGUUUCAAUUCUUACCCCUCCCAAGCUGUCUUCAGUAAAUCUGGCUUUUCUUGCUUGUAAAGAUUAUUUUUCUUGUCAGAAACUCCUAAUGGAAGCCCGGAGAAAGCUUGGGGAGGUUCUCUCUGCAUUUGAAUUUUUAGAUAGCCAUUCUAUGGAUCUGGCUUUGACUCACUUAGAAGGUGUUCGAAAUCCAUUACCUUCUUCGAUGUAUGAUUUUUAUGUUCUUAUUGAGACAAUGGGCAGUGACGAAUCAUACAACAGAGAGAAGCUUGAAGCAUUCCUACUACGGUCCAUGGAAGGUGGUUUGAUAUUGGAUGGCGUUGUAGCACAAGAUAUAAACCAAGCAUCCUCAUUCUGGCGUAUCCGUGAGGGUAUACCAGAAGCACUGGGAAGGGCUGGGGCUGUCUAUAAAUAUGAUUUGUCAUUGCCUGUUGAAGAAAUGUACAGUCUUGUUGAGGAAAUGCGACUUCGACUCGGUCAAUCAGCCAACGUAGUGGGAUAUGGUCACCUUGGAGAUGGUAACUUGCAUCUGAAUGUCUCAAUUCCUGAGUAUGAUGAUGCGGUUUUAGACCAAAUUGAACCUUUUGUCUAUGAAUGGACAUCUAAGCGCCGAGGAAGUAUCAGUGCAGAGCAUGGCGUUGGACUGAUGAAAGCUAAUGUGAUUCACUAUAGCAAGUCGCCUGAAACUGUGAAAUUAAUGGCUUCCAUCAAGAAGUUGUUGGACCCCAGUGGAAUACUGAACCCUUAUAAAGUUCUGCCACACAAUAUCGUUUCUCAGGCCUGAGGUACAACACUUGAAUCUAGACCCCAUUCCCAUCAUGACUGGUGGCUAAACUGGGGUUGUCAAAAUAAACGGAAGGAUGCUUGGGACAUGGCUUGGGUGGGAGCCACAUUUAUGUUAAAUUUGGGAAUUUGUUACUGUCCAGUAUCAUAUUUCUUUUCCCAAAGUAAUAAAUCUGAAAC